Molecule: messenger RNA, 2645 nt
Organism: Rhineura floridana
Lineage: Eukaryota; Metazoa; Chordata; Lepidosauria; Squamata; Rhineuridae
Product: leucine-rich repeat-containing protein 14-like
Exons: 4
Coding region: 244-1773 (509 amino acids)
Cellular component (GO): cytoplasm
Molecular function (GO): protein binding
Source: RefSeq, a predicted model, not a curated record
CGUGGGAAGCAGCCGAGCAGCUCCAGCCACUUUAAGGGUUAAGAAAGGACGCCGGAGCGGAAGGAAAGGGCGCAAAGGAGGGACGUCCCUCUCCUGCCCCGCCUCUCUGCCAGAACUGCGGGCUGGGAGCGCCGGAGGAGCCCCUCUUCGGGCGAUGUUGGCCGGCAGGGUUGCGUGGGGGGCGCCUCCCAAGAAAGUGGUGUGGCCCUGUCCUUCUGGCUCGCUGUCUGCCUGGUUGCUGCCAUGAACUCCCUGGUCUUCCUCUGUGCUCAGAAGGUCGUCUCUGACCUCACUAUCCUGCAGGAUGCCCUGACCUUCCUCCCAAAGGAUCUCUACCCUGUCUUGUUCAAGGCGGCCUUCAUGGACAAGAGGAACCUGUGCUUGCAACAGUUAGUGCAGACCUGGCCCUUUCCAGUCCUCAGUUUUCAGAAGCUGUUGCGAAAAUGUCAGCAUUGCGAACGUGCCCUGAUCCGGGAGAAACCCAACAAGUUUUGCAUCCAGAUGGUUAUUUCGGGAGUGGUGACAUACCUGAUUAAAAUGCUGGAGGAUCGACACCGCAAUAAGAGCAAAGGGCAGUGUCUGCAGGUGCUAGACAUGACUGGCCUCCAGGAUGAAGGGCAGGGCCCCGAAAGCAUGAGCCUCUGGUCCAGGACGGUCACAUUGGCGAAGGCUUGCCUGGAUCUCUCCAAGCAGCAGAGCAAGACCAUGAAACGGGCAUCCAAGAGGAGGAAAGGCCCCUACAACAACUCCGUGGCCCUUUCCCCCUCGCAGCCUGUGUCCAUGGAAGUUUGGGUGGAUCUUUUUGUGAACAGCACCUCCUACGGAGUCUUGAAGGAUGCUUUGCAGAUCAACAGCAGCAACGCUCUGCGGCUGAGGUGCCGGGACUUCCGGGCAGAGGAGCUCUCCAUCGCCAGUACCGUGGGGAUCCUGGAGUUUCUGGACCCGGUGGGGGUCCGGCAGGUGGAUCUGAGGUUCAACACCCUCGGUCUCUCCGGCUUGAAUAUUGUCCUCCCACACCUGGCCAAGUUCACCACUCUGGCGAGCCUGAAACUGCCCUAUAGCAACAUUGACGUGAGACACCGCAUGGUGGGCAUGGAGGGGAGCCUGCAGUACUUUGCUACGCAGCUCAGUCGUCUAACCUGCCUCAAGGAGCUGAACCUGGGCUCCUCCCGCCUUUCCGGCAAGCUGAGACUGUUACUAAGCAAAUUGCAAAGCCCUUUAGAGAGCCUGGAGCUAGCCUUCUGUUACCUCUUGCCCAACGACCUGGCCUACCUUUCCCAGAGCCUCCACACCCCUGCCCUGAAGAAGUUGGACCUGAGUGGGAACAACCUCUCUGACUGCCUUCUCCAGCCUUUCCGAGGCCUGCUCAUGCAGGCUGCCCCUACUCUGCUCCACCUGGACAUCAUGAAGUGCUGCCUGAUGGACACCCACCUGAGCGUCCUCCUCCCUGCCCUCUGCCACUGUUCCCGGCUGCGCUACCUGGGCAUGUUUGGCAACCCCAUCUCGGCCAAAGGGCUGAAGAACCUCCUCCAUAAGACGGUGGCUCUCUUGGACUUGCAGCUUGUCAUCUACCCCUACCCAGUGGACUGCUAUGGGGAGGACUUGCCGUGGCCCCCCACCUCCGCCAACCUUCACAAUGGCUCUGUGGACGAGGAGAAGUUCUCUCGGGUCAGCAACGAACUCCAGCAGAUGCUGCUGAAUGCAAACCGGGCAGAUGUCACCUGGACCACCAACCUCUGCCGCCACAGGAGCCUGGACUUUUUUAGUUUAUAGCCCUGCUGGUGUCUCUUGCCAACAGACAGCAGAUGGGCCCUCCCCUCUCUCCUGCCGCCACUUACCUGCCAACGCUCCCUGCCUCUCACCAUCCUGCAGUGGGCGUGUCCUGGCCGCCAUGUCUGUCCUGGUACUUCUAAAACCAAAAAGAUGCACCUGGGAUACCCAAGUGCAGCAGCUGUUGGAGGAGCUGCCUGCGCUCUACUUCCGGCCCAGAGAAAGAGAGAGUCCAGAGCCACCAAAGCCCAGCUCUGCUCUUUCUCCUUGCUUAGGAGUGGGAUGGAGUUCCCUUUGCGGCAGGCCCUUCACCUUAAAAGGACUGGUGGACAGGAUAGCUGCUUAGCGUUCCUUCCAAGCCCUGGAAGCAGCAGUGACUGUGGAGGAGGGGACUGGCAGGCCAGUGGUGGCAGGAAGAGAGGAGCAGAUGCCGUCUGCCGUGUUGGGGCAGCAAGUGGCAAAAUGUGCAUCCCUGUUAAAGACAAGGGCCAGCAUUGAAUGGCAGCCCAAAGACGCUCUGAGCCCUUUCUGGUGCAUGUAGGAAUGAAUACCUGGGGUUAGGGGUAGGGUUUUGUUUUGUUUGGGGUGGGGUGGGGUUUUUUUACAUCUAUUUUGUAACAUCUUAGCUAAAACUUUGCAAAGUGGAUAUCGCUGUCUUUCCUUCUGUGUGCUGCUGUGAGUGCCUGAGAUGGAGGCCAGUUGGGUGCUUGUAAAAGGAUUUGGCCCCUUUCGUAAAUAGACUUGAUGGCCAGAGGCAGUCUGUCGAUCUAGCAUCUGGAGGAAGAUCUAAUCCUAGUAAGGACAGAAGGAAGGGGAGAUGAGAUUAUAUACAGAGAACUUUGGGCUGAAAUAAAAGAUGAUUCAUCUGAGAGUGA